UCUCUACAUUUAGUGGCAUUCAAAGCAACAGAGCACAGCAAUAAAACCACAAUCAGAACAAUGGAUCGCAGGGAGCAAGCGUCUGAUACAAUUGUGCUGUUGCAGCCUCAGCCUCCACCUGUAUAUUAUCCACCCAAUCUAGGCCCUUCAGUCCAGCAGGGCCCCUACAAUCAAGGGCUACUUCCAGGACAAGCUGUCGUCUCAGUGCAGACUGCAGGCUUUGUUCCUGCCGCACCAGUGCCGGAUCACUUGUGUUACUCCAUCUUCACCAUUCUUUGCUGUCACUUGAGCUUUCUGGGCAUCGCAGCGCUGGUAUUUUCCCUCUCUACUCGAAAUGCCAAUGAUGCUGGACACAGAGCAUUAGCAGAGAGGAACUCCAAAACGGCACUCACCCUGAAUAAUAUCGCCUGUGGUCUUGGCAUUGCUUUUUAUGCAUUGCUUUUCGGUCUGUUGUUGUUAAUUUGAAGCCAACAAAUGUAUAUUCAUAACUGAGCUGCUGUCUUAGCUGAUUGCUGGUUACAGGCAAACCUGGUUCUCUUCAUUUUAAAUGUUAAUAUGUCAAGAUUCACUCAGAUAAAACACAUGUUUUAAGGUGAACUGUUUCACAUUUACAACAAAUAAAAGCUUAAACUGAC
Molecule: messenger RNA, 635 nt
Organism: Danio rerio (zebrafish)
Lineage: Eukaryota; Metazoa; Chordata; Actinopteri; Cypriniformes; Danionidae
Source: RefSeq, a predicted model, not a curated record